Misgurnus anguillicaudatus (oriental weatherfish) is the source of this 2444-nucleotide messenger RNA. It is a transcript of the gene acad11, whose product is annotated as acyl-CoA dehydrogenase family, member 11. Gene Ontology annotation, biological process: fatty acid beta-oxidation using acyl-CoA dehydrogenase. The record is from RefSeq and is a predicted model, not a curated record. Gene Ontology annotation, molecular function: acyl-CoA dehydrogenase activity; flavin adenine dinucleotide binding. Gene Ontology annotation, cellular component: cytoplasm; mitochondrion. NCBI's taxonomy places the organism in Eukaryota, Metazoa, Chordata, Actinopteri, Cypriniformes, Cobitidae.
CUUGAACUUUAUUUCUCAAUCUCUGUACAAAAGCAUAAACGAUGGAUCGCCAAACAACAGCUGUUCGAGCAGAACAUCGAUUUGACAUUAAUAACCUGAAAAGAUACCUGUCAGGAAAGCUUGACAGCUUUUCAGACACCGCUACACUAAAUGUACAGCAGUACAGAUCUGGCCAGUCCAACCCAACAUUUUACAUUGAGACUGCAAAUAAGAGUUAUGUAAUGAGAAAGAAACCUCCAGGGGAACUGCUACCUGGAGCUCAUAAGGUGGACAGAGAGUACAAAGUUCAAAAGGCUCUGCAUUCUGCUGGUUUUCCUGUUCCUCAUCCACUGCUGUAUUGCACAGAUACAUCAGUCAUCGGUACAGAGUUUUACAUCAUGGAGCAUGUAGAGGGUCGUAUAUUCAGGGACCUGAGGCUCCCAGGGAUCAGUGCAGCAGAACGGGGUGCUCUUUAUGUGGCUGCAGUGGAGACACUAGCCAGGCUUCAUUCUCUUGAUGUCAGGACACUCGGUCUUCAGGGAUACGGGAAGGGGGCGGGCUAUUGUAGAAGACAGGUAUCCACAUGGACAAAACAGUACAAAGCCUCUGCCCAUAAAGAGAUACCAGCUAUGGAUAACCUCUCUGAUUGGUUGAGCCACAACCUGCCAACCAAUGACGAUGAAGUGACCCUUGUUCAUGGUGAUUUUCGAAUUGACAAUCUGAUAUUCCACCCUACAGAGGCUCGCGUAAUGGCUGUCCUGGACUGGGAAUUGUCCACAACCGGGCAGCCAAUAGCAGACUUGGCCUACUUUCUGAUGCCACACUAUUGGCCUAGUCGCUACAGGGUCAUCAGCUCAAUGGGCGGAGUCACGGGAAUAGACGGAAUUCCUUCUGCAACCGACCUGAUCUCCAUUUACUGCCAUUGUCGAGGGAUCCCAAAGUCUCUUCCUCAACAAAACUUCUUUAUUGCCAUGGCCAUUUUCAAAAUGGCUGCAAUUGCACAGGGAAUCUAUGCAAGGCAUUUGUUGGGAAAUGCAAGUUCUGCCAACGCAUCCGAGUUUGGAGAGAGCGUGGAGCCUUUAGCUGAGCUGGGUCUGCAGAUUGCCCUCAGCCCAACUCUAUCCAAGCCGUCCCCCGAUCAGCUGUUCCUACAGUCACCCAAUGGUCAGAGCGUCCUUCAGCACGUCAGAGAGUUCAUGAGAAAGCAUGUACUUCCUGCCCAACAGGAGGUAAAGAAAUAUUAUGCUAAACACAAAGACAUGCCUGAGAGAUGGGACACACCUCCUGUGAUAGAGGAGCUGAAGGCAAAAGCCCGAGCCGUAGGCCUGUGGAAUCUCUUUCUUCCUGCAGAAAGCGGUCUCUCUCAGCUGGACUACGCACACAUCGCAGAGGAAACCGGACGUUGCUUUUACGCCCCCGAAAUCUUCAACUGCCAGGCUCCAGAUACUGGAAAUAUGGAGGUGCUUCAUCUGUUUGGCACAGAAGAGCAAAAGAAACUCUGGCUGGAGCCUUUACUGAGAGGAGAAAUACGCUCCUGUUUCUGUAUGACAGAGCCUGAUGUGGCCUCAAGUGAUGCCACAAACAUUGAGUGCACACUUCACAGGGAUCAUGACCAUUACAUCAUCAAUGGCAAAAAGUGGUGGAGCAGUGGUGCUGGUAACCCAAAGUGUGAGUUUGCCAUAGUGAUGUGCAAGAGCAAGACACUGGAUUCAAAAAGUAAUAGGCAUGGGCUGCACAGCAUGAUCAUCGUCCCUAUGAAUACACCAGGAGUGAAGAAGAUAAGACCGCUCACAGUUUUCGGACAGGACGAUGCGAUCCAUGGGGGCCAUUUUGAGGUUCAUUUUGACAAUGUGCGCGUUCCUGCCUCCAACAUUAUUCUUGGUGAGGGGAGGGGUUUUGAGAUAGCUCAGGGACGACUGGGGCCAGGAAGACUUCAUCACUGUAUGAGGGCAGUGGGAUUGGCAGAGUGGGCACUGGAGUUACUAUGCCAACGGGCCGCCAAUAGACAGACUUUUGGAAAGGCACUGUAUCGACAUGAGGUUGUAGCCCAUUGGGUAGCUGAGUGUCGAAUCGCCAUUGCGCAGGCGCGUCUGCUUACACUACAUGCUGCUCACACACUGGACACACAGGGCAACAAGGCUGCAAGAAAACAGAUUGCCAUGAUUAAGGUGGUAGCUGGCAGGAUGGUGUGUAAAGUGGUGGACUGCGCUAUUCAGGUGUACGGCGGUGCGGGGGUGUCUGAUGACUUUCCCCUCGCAGAAAUGUAUGCAUAUGCACGAACUUUACGCAUUGCUGAUGGUCCCGAUGAAGUUCAUUUGUCAUCUAUUGCUGUACUGGAGCUCAGAGACCAACUGAAACGAGCUAAACUUUAAACUUAAAUAUCACAACCUCUCUAUUUUCUGUAAACAUGUCUGAAACCAACUGUUAGAUGUGCUCAAAAAUAAAUGACAGGAUCAAUGAAUCUA